Paraglomus occultum is the source of this 423-nucleotide messenger RNA. The record is from the annotation of a GenBank genome assembly. NCBI's taxonomy places the organism in Eukaryota, Fungi, Glomeromycota, Glomeromycetes, Paraglomerales, Paraglomeraceae.
AUGGCGGAAAGACGUCUCCUUAGAGCGGUCUUCGUUAGAGGGGCCGAAAACCGUUUCCUUAGGGCCGAAAACCGUUUCCUUAGAGCCGAAAAACGUUUCACGACGACAAAUAACGUACAGGCAACACAUACACCCAGUAGCUGGCGCUGGCAAGAAUUUGGCGCGUUUAUAGGAAUACUUGCAACAAUGUUUGGAGGAUUCGGGUGGGCGAUGGACGCGAAAAUAGGAGGUUUAGACGCGAAAAUAGGAGGUUUAGACGCGAAAAUAGGAGGUUUAGGGGAAAGGAUGGACAGAUUUGAGACAAGGAUUGAGGCAAGGAUUGGCGAGUUAGAGGAGAAGGUGGAUGAUUUAAAUGUGAAGGUGCAUGAAAUUCGUGGUUGGAUGGCAAGGGAUAGUCCAGAGAAGGAGCAACAACAUUGCUGA